AUGCUGUAUUAUGUAGAGGAUAUCCCAGCUACCCUGAGAUUCUUCCAUGGUCUCUUAGCUGCCAAUGCUAAGAUUCUCAUUAUUCUUGUGUCAGGAACUAGUGGCUGGGACAAGCUAUGGAAAAAGUAUGGAUCCCGCCUACCCAGGGAUGACCUCUGCCAGUAUGUCACUUCCUCUGAUCUCACUCAGAUACUGGAUGACCUGGGGAUUAAGUAUGAGUGUUAUGACCUUUUGUCCACCAUGGACAUAACAGACUGCUUUAUUGAUGGCAAUGAAAAUGGAGACCUGCUUUGGGAUUUUUUGACAGAAACCUGCAACUUUAACAAAACAGCACCGCCAGAUCUUAGGGCAGAAAUUAUGAAAGACCUUCAAGAGCCUGAAUUUAGUGUUAAGAAAGAGGGGAAGGUACUUUUUAACAAUAAUCUGAGUUUUAUAGUGGUUGAAGCAUAACUAUAAGUCACAAGUGUUCAGUCAGAAUUUAUAUUUUGAACGAUUGUUUAUUACAUAUUGAUUUACAUAUCAAACACAUAUUUACAUACUAAAGUUAAAAAUUAAUCUUAUAAUAAGGAUAUAUUCUCAUUUCUUAUAAAUGAAAUCUACAAAUUUCCAAGACAUUCUUGGGCUACCACCAGAAUCAUGUGGGCUACUCCCAGUUAUAUCUUGUCCAGUUAGACUAAACAUUACCUAACUGGAAACAUAUGGCUUGAGUUUCAUUGACUUAUUGAUAAUAAAAUCCUUUCCAUUUUUCUCAUUGUACUGGAAAUUCUUGGACUAGUAAGAAAAUAUGUGCCAUCUGUAUUUUGAAUAACAGUAAAGUGACUUUUGUUGAUCCUAUCAUCACAAAAAGUAGAUAUAGUUCUACUUGUAAAGAAGUGUUUAUCUCUCUCUACUUUUCCUGUAAUAGUUUCUAUCAUACUUUUUUAUUAAUAUCAUCAUAAAAUUACAGGCUGGUGGGAUGGUUGUUCCAGAGGACCUGGGUUCAGUUUUCAGCAUGCAUGUCCUAUACCUCACAACCAACUGUGAUGCCCGCUCUAGAGAAUCUGAUGCCAUAUUCUGGUCUCUGUAGGCAUCAAUACUUAUGUGAGAAUAUGCCUCCCACACACAUAAACGUAAAAUAAAUCUUUAAAAAAUGAUUACA
Messenger RNA from Cricetulus griseus (Chinese hamster), 1138 nucleotides. NCBI's taxonomy places the organism in Eukaryota, Metazoa, Chordata, Mammalia, Rodentia, Cricetidae. The record is from RefSeq and is a predicted model, not a curated record.